Molecule: messenger RNA, 1104 nt
Organism: Callorhinchus milii (elephant shark)
Lineage: Eukaryota; Metazoa; Chordata; Chondrichthyes; Chimaeriformes; Callorhinchidae
Product: putative deoxyribonuclease TATDN3
Molecular function (GO): hydrolase activity, acting on ester bonds
Source: RefSeq, a predicted model, not a curated record
AUGGGGGGGGGGAGCGCCGGUUAUCUGGGGUCACACUCCGAGCCACACGUCUGCAUCGUGGACGAUCACGCUGCCAUUGCGCCACAAGCGCAUGUGGUCCCCCCUCCCGGAGUGGCACGGAGCUCAGUGUUGGGACUCUACCCCCAAAACGCACGAGGCAACAACGGGAAGCACCGGGGUUCCCAUAAGAAAAUGGAGAAAUGGCUCUGCCGAGUAAUAGAACAUUAUGCACCCACCCAUCCGAUGCCGGGUUGCACGCCGCCCCACCAAAUUUGCUACAUAGCGGCCGGCAAAUUACGGCCAUGGAGCAGCAUGAGCCUCUCUGAGGACUGCUUCGUGACUCGUAUUCAUGACAUCGCAGAAGUAAUCGAGAAAGCAAAGAAGGCAGGGCUGGUGGCACUUGUGUCUGGCGAGCACCAUGGAGAGUUUGCAAGGAUCUUGGAGUUGUCCGAACGGUUCCCUGGUUUUGUGUUGCCCUGCCUGGGCGUUCACCCGGUGCAGGGAUCUCCCUGCCAACCACGCAGCGCCACCCUGGAGGACCUGAUGUCUGCCCAGCCAGUGAUAGAGCAGCAGUGCGAGCGCUUGAUGGCUGUGGGAGAGGUGGGGCUGGACUUCAGCCCCCGUGUGGCCAAGACGGAGCAGGACAAGCAGGGCCAGAGGGAGGUGCUCUCUCGCCAGGUGGCGCUCGCCCUACGGCUCGACCUGCCCCUGAAUGUGCACUCGAGGUCCGCUGGUAGACCAACUAUUCAACUUCUCAAAGAGCAAGGAGCCCAGAAUGUGUUGCUGCAUGCCUUUGAUGGGAGGCCUUCUGUGGCAAUGGAGGGCGUUCAGGCUGGAUACUUCUUCUCCAUUCCGCCUUCCAUCGUCCGCAGUGAACAGGAGAAACUCGUGAAGCAGUUGCCUCUGGAGUACCUGGUGCUGGAGACAGACUCCCCGGCCCUUGGGCCUAUCAAACAGAUAAGAAAUGAACCCAGCAAUAUUGUGGUGUCCUGCGAGUACGUGGCGAGGGUAAAGGGUGUAUCGGUGGAGUAUGUGGCACAGGUCACCACUGCCAAUGCACUGAGGCUUUUUCCAAAACUUAUGCGUUACAUUAAGCUUUGUUAG